Molecule: messenger RNA, 3999 nt
Organism: Durusdinium trenchii
Lineage: Eukaryota; Dinophyceae; Suessiales; Symbiodiniaceae
Source: the annotation of a GenBank genome assembly
AUGGAAUGGUUCGACCCCGCCGCCGUUGGAAUGCCGCCGGGCGACAUCUCCGAGGACAACCGGAAGAAGUUGUGGAUCCCGGAAAUUGCGCUGCAGAACACCUUGAAGACCGGCGUUGAGAUCCACUAUCCACCUGAGAUCAUCUUCAGUGAGAAGGGUCAUGUGGCGGCCAAGGUCCUCUACCAGGCCAUGAUGCAGAUGGAGAUCGACAUGCGGCUCUUUCCCUUCGACACCCAGCGGCUCAACAUCGUGCUAGGCCUCCGUGCGCGCCGUGACCGAGAUCGAGCUGUCUUUUGCCGGUUCUGCCACGUGGACAGCCAAAUCCGCCUCGACGAGUGGAAGUUGCUGGGCGCCUUCCACCAUACCGACCGCCCCGACGGCCGCGCGCGGGUGCAGUUCGGCGUGGUCAUCGGCCGCGGCUACAUGUACUACGUCCUCAACGUGCUGAUGACAUUGUGGGCCAUUGCUUCCUCGUCCUUCGCGGGGUAUUUGCUCCAGAUGCGGCCGCCCUUCGACCGGCUCCGCUUUUGCAUCUCCAUCCUCUUCGCCCAGACGACCUUCCGCCUGUCCAUCGACAGCAAGCUGCCCAUCGUCUCCUACGCCACGGCCUUCGAUCAUUUCGCGAUGGCCUGUCAGCUGCUGCUGCUUUCGAUCAUCCUCGGUGAUGUCAUCGUGGUCAUGUUGGCAGACAGAUGGUUUGGCUUCGGCGGUGAAGAAGUGGCCCAGACGGUGGGGGCCGAAAGGAUCAUCGCCAUCUUGAGCUUCAGCCUCUGGGUCUCCAGGCAGCGGAAGAAGAACGCUUCGGUCUUGCACUUGAAUCAGAGCGGCGAGUCCCACGAGAAGGAACGGGCCGGAACGGCCGUGGUACGGCGCCAGUGCCGAGGUUUGGUUUGGGGCGACCCGGAGGAGAAGAACUUGGAAGACUUCUCGCCCGAGGCCAUCGAUCAAGUUGGACGCCUGCGGGGCCGGCUGCGCUAUACCUCGGCGCGGCGCUUGUCGCCCACCGAGGAGAAGCUCUCGAGCGACGCGGUGGCCGUGUCGACCUACCUCUGGUUCAUUCACGACAUCGAUCCGAUCCAAGCACAAUAUGAAUGCAAGUUCACCAGCUACAUCGAGUGGAUCUGCCCCAAUGCCGUGCGGCUUCCGGCUCCCACGUCUGAGCUGCAAGAGGUCUUGGCGGAAUUGGGUGUGGAGGAUGCGGAGGACAUGGCCCGACACCCGUGCAGUGCAGAGGGCAUCACCUGUCAUGAAGGACGAGACAUCAUCGGCUUAGCGUUCAUUCGACGAGGUCUUCGUGGGAAGCUUUCCUCAAAGUUGGGCCAGUUGAAGAACCUCUUCUUCAUCGAUCUGUUUGAAAACCAUUUGACUGGCCCAAUUCCCAAGGAACUUGGAGAGCUGAAGUCUCUGAAUUUUCUGCGGCUGAAUGAUAACCUGCUCACUGGCGAGAUCCCCAAGGAACUUGGAGCGCUUAGCCGCGUGGAGGCCAUUUACUUGGCCAACAAUCAUCUGAUGGGUGAAAUCCCCCAGGAGCUUGGGCAGCUUCGAGAUCUGCAAACACUUGACCUGUUCGGAAACCAGCUGAUUGGCAGCAUUCCAAAGGAGCUUGGGCAACUGAAAGGGCUCCGAGUGCUUGAUGUCUCCAAGAACCAGCUCACUGGUAGGAUCCCCCAGGAGCUAGGCCAGCUUGUGGAACUGCAGAAGCUUUUUAUGCAACACAAUCACCUUGAAGGCAGCAUUCCAAGGGACCUUGGCAAUCUCAAAGUCCUUCGAACCCUAGCUCUUCAGCAGAACGAGCUCAGUGGUGAAAUCCCCGUGGAGCUCAGCCAGUUGCGUCUCUUCCAACUAUCGCUCGCGAAGAACAAGCUCAUUGGCCAUAUCCCCAAAGAGCUUGGCCAGAUAAGCUGCUUGGCAGAACUCUGGCUCUCGCAGAACCAGCUCAGUGGAGAAAUCCCCAAGGAGCUCGGAGAUCUGGCGAAUUUGACGACGUUGCUUCUGGACAGGAACCAGCUCACGGGGCCGAUUCCCAUGCAACUCAGUCAGCUUCAAGCCCUCGACUGGUUCAAUUUGGACAGCAAUCAGCUGACCGGUGAAAUCCCCAGAGAGCUUGGCCAGCUGAAGGCGAUGCGGGCAUUGACGCUGCGCCGGAACCAGCUGAGUGGUGAAAUCCCCAAGGAGCUUGGUGAGCUUCCUGCUUUGACCACCCUUGAUCUCGCCAUGAACCAGCUGAAGGGCCCAAUUCCCGCAGAGCUUGCACAGUUGAAGGCCUUGCGGAUUCUGUUUUUCGAUUCCAAUGACCUGGAGGGUGAAAUUCCUCCAGGUCUCGGGGGGCUGCCAGCUCUCAGUAAAUUGGAUCUGCGGAAGAAUCAUCUCACCGGCCCGAUUCCAAAAGAACUUGGAGGUCUUCAAGCACUUACAACCCUCGGGCUGUCAGAGAAUGAGCUUGAGGGAGUUGUGCCAAAGGAGCUUGGACACUUGGCGUCUCUGAGAAGUCUCUUCAUCUCUCACAACCAGUUGCAGGGCCGGCUCCCCAAAGAGUUGGGACAGCUGGAACAGCUUCAGGAGCUCUUUCUGGCGGAGAACCAACUCUCAGGCGAACUGCCAAAGGAGUUGGGUGAGUUGAAGCACUUGCGAACGCUGGUGCUCUACGAGAAUCAGCUGAGUGGACGCAUUCCCAAAGAACUGGCACAGUCCGAGGCCUUGGAAGAAAUCUUCUUGACCAAAAAUCGACUCGAGCAUGAGAUCCCCAAGGAGCUGGGACAGCUGAAGCAUCUUAAAUAUCUUCAGCUUGGUCAGAAUCGGCUCACUGGAUGUAUCCCACGAGAGAUUGGGCAGCUGAAGGCCUUGCGGAUUCUGAGCCUCCACGAGAAUGUCCUCAGCGGUGACCUUCCGAUUGAACUGGGUGAGCUUACACAGCUGGUCCGGCUGCUACUGCACCGAAACCACUUGCGGGGAAGCACCCGAGAGAUCUCGCUGGUGUGGAACGCGAAGCCCGUGUUGGAGGUCUUGGAUCUCAGCCACAAUGCCUUCACGGGAUCUUUUCAGUUCAUGAAUGGAAAGCUUCACGAGUCUUUCAGAAAGCUUCAAUAUUUGGAUUUGAGCCACAACAACUUUCAUGGCGGCCUUUCAGAACUUGCGGGGAUCUUUUGCCACAUCAGCCCGAAGGGUGGAUCCUUGCAAGAACUUCGUCUCAAUCACAACGACUUCACUGGUGAAGUGCCAUCAUGCUUGAUGCAAUUCCGGCGCUUGAACUUUCUGGCUCUAAACAAUAAUCGUUUGUCAGGAGCUCUCCCAGAGGUGACUGCACCCGAGUUGGUGAUUCUCGCGUUGCAUAAGAACGAACUCUCAGGAGUCCUUCCACAGAACUUGCACAUGCUGAGGCACCUUGGUGUCUUGACCCUGCACCAAAACUUCAUCGGAGGAAGCAUCAGCAACCUAAGCUUGACUGGUCCUUGCAUGGACAAUGCAAGGUUCCGACAUGGGGCCUUGAGCUGUUCUCAGCUUGGGUUCCUGUAUCGCCUUUUGCCCAUCUUCAAAGUGCGAAAAGAGUUGAGCAAGCAAAUUGAUGCGAACUGCCCAACCCUCAAUGAUGGAUGCAUCACCGCCCAUGGCACGGCCAAUCUGACUCUGCACCGAAACCGCUUCUCUUGUGAAGUGCCUGAAAGCAUCAGCCGGGUCAACGUGACCGGCCUGGUGGUGAUGGGCAACAUGCUGGGCUUGGGGAGCGAGUUGAAUUCAUCUUGGAUCCUGAAAGAAGAGAAGCAAUCCUUCCUGUAUUACUCGCAUGUGGUUUGGAGAUCCAACGUAUCUAUCCUUGCAGGUUUUCUGAUGUUGCUGAUCUUGGCGGCUGCGUGCCGUCCCCUGCGCCGGCGCCGUCUGGAAGCGACGCUGCGGAAUUUGGACGUGGGCAGCACUGCUCGAGUGGCCGCCUCCAACUGGGCCUUGCGGCCGGGAUUGGAUCUAGACGGGAUUGGCACGCUCCGGGUUGAGGGUCAAGUCUGA